Molecule: messenger RNA, 1931 nt
Organism: Lactuca saligna
Lineage: Eukaryota; Viridiplantae; Streptophyta; Magnoliopsida; Asterales; Asteraceae
Source: the annotation of a GenBank genome assembly
AAAGAAUAAUUCCGCAAUAUAUAAUUUUCUUUUUUAGUUGUUUAGUAAAUGGUAAAUCAAGGUAGAUGAGCCACGAUAAAACAUGGUAUAAGAAAAGAAUGGAUAUAAUAAAAUAAGAAAAUAAACAACUCAAUUAUUAAAUACAUUAAAAUUAGUUAUUGUAACUAACAACCAUCCUAAUCAAAUAAUUAUUUAAAAAAAUACAGCCGAAUACAUUUUAAAUGUUAAUAUUAUAACAUUGAUUCUUGUUCUAGUUCGCAUCUACUCUCCUAAAUAAUUAUUUUGUUAAUAUUAGAUGUCUAUGUAGUAGACUGACCAAGAUUCCAAAAUGUAAGCCUACCAAAAAAGAAAAAAAAAAAAAUCUAUUUUUCCAAGUGGGUAACAAUAUUAUCAUUCUCUCAAGACUCUGAAACGCAAAAAACCCCUCGUUUGAUUCACACCAACACAACCCAUUCGCUGUUUUUGGUUUCUUCGUUUACCCUUUUCCCAUAAAUUCAAAAUUAUCAAAGGUUUUCAAUUCAUACCCAAAUUCAUUUCAAUCUCAUAGCCUCAACAUUACCCGUUGAGGCUCAUUCUGUUCUUCAAUCCUGAGGGUUUUUUUUCUUUUCAAUUGAUUCUGUUUACCUGUGUAUAAAUAUGUCGAAAUCAUCAAAACUCUUGAGUCCAACAAGGAUUUCUCAAUUUGGGUUCGUUCUAAUUGUGAUUGUUGCUAGGCUAACAUGCGCAGAUGAGAACCCUAGGGUUUCUAAUUCUAUUUGUCAUCCCAAAUCGAUUAACGAUUCAAUUUUUGGUUCCCAAGCUCCGGUUUGUCCUUUGAACGGGAUUGAUUAUUCUUUCGGUGUUCUUGGUGUUAUUGAGGGAGAUGAAACGUCAUUGCAAAAGGCAUUAUCUAUGGUUCAUAAGAAUGCUGGAAAUUACGUUGUUGUCCUCUUCUAUGCAUCAUGGUGCCCUUUCUCAAGAACAUUUAGACCAACUUUAUCCCAAAUGUCUUCCUUGUAUCCUUCCAUAGCUCAUUUUGCCAUUGAGGAAUCUGUCAUAAGGCCAAGCAUACUCUCGAAAUAUGGUGUUCAUGGAUUUCCUACUCUCUUUGUCUUGAACUCAACAAUGCGUGUUCGUUAUCAUGGCUCAAGAACCCCUACUUCUCUUGUGGCUUUUUACACUAAUGUUACAGGUAUUAAAGCCGAAUCUGUUAAUGCAACAUCCCUUGGUGAAACAAUACACGAACACACAAAUCAAAACAACAUCAACGAGCCAGAAAACUGCCCGUUUUCAUGGGCAAAAUCACCCGAAAACAUGUUCAGACAUGAAACAUACCUAACAUUAGCCACCAUUUUUGUGGUUUUAAGGUUGUUUUACUUAGGUUAUCCGUUUAUCAUCACAUGUGCACGUGUUUCUUGGAGAAGAAGGAAUGUAAACAUUCGGUUAAAAACAUUGUGGGAGCACCCAUUGGCUUACAUGAAUCGUGCAAUACAGUUAUUCACUUCAUUGACUGAGCCUUGCAAGAGAAGCAACCUUCAUGGAGCCAUGAAUGCAAAAGCUGCAUGGGCUUCAAAGUCUUUGGCUUCGGUGUCUUUUGGGGAGGCGAGUACUAGCCGUGAUGGGUCCGGAAGUUGAGGGCGAUUUGGUAAUUUCCUUUUGGGAUGUAAUUUGUUUCUUGAUAAGGAAGUUUUAUGUCUAAUUGGGUUCUUUGUGAAAUGUAGAUUACAAUUUGUUUGAUAGAAAAAGAAUUGUUGUGUACUUGUUGUUGGUUGUAAAUGUGUAAGAGACCAAUUCACCUUUCGAAAUCUGACUUUUAUGCCUUUUUUUUUCUCUGUGUUUAAAUUAAAAAUAUUUAACGUGUAGUUUUGUUAAUUGGGGUGUUGUGAUAAUGGAGAUUGGAUAGAAUAUAGAUGAUUAUAUAUAUAUAAAAGGACGGCGAGAACCUUACUUGG